AUGGACAUGGACGCGUUAGACAACAGUUUCUUAUCUCUCUAUGCGGAGAACCUCAAGGCGGCCGUAUAUUCCUGCCGUGAAAGUUCCGUAGAGCAUCCAUGGUAUGGACCAUAUUACGAUGCACUGAGGAAGAUGCUCCUGGACGCCGGAGACAAGGCGUAUGCCAUCGUCACUCCACAGCAUGCUCUCGUGAGGACUGUGCGUACGAACGACGGCAAGCUAGUCAGGAAGAUGAAGAUCACGGACUUUGGCGGCACAGUUCGCAAGCCCAUUACCACCGACAAAGGAGAAUUGGAUUAUAGAAACGAGACAUUGGUCUUUGUGAUGGAGAAUAAAGCUCUCCCUCCAGCAUAUAACACGCCUGUGAAAGUCAAGGAGGCUUACAUGGCAAUGAAGGGUCAGGUUGAAGAUCAAGUCAGGUUCGCUUCCGAUGUCAACGGACCGGGGGCUCACGCAGUGCUUGCCUUCUAUUGCAUUGGCGAAUACUGGACCUACAAUAUCUUCAACAAAGCCACUCUCACCCCACCGUCCGACAAUGAAGACGAAACAUAUCGAUAUUCUUCGGAUGAAUCUUCCGACUCCGAAAUCCUGGAGGCUAGGGGAAAACUUAAUAAUGCGGGUGGCGCAAACAUCCAACCAGAAAUCCAUUUCAAUACACUUCUCCUCUCAGACGAUACACCAGACGAUGGUGCCUUCGCUGCCGCCUGCAGGGAACUCAAGGCAGUGAACAGAAGCCUGUUCUGA
Gloeophyllum trabeum ATCC 11539 is the source of this 744-nucleotide messenger RNA. RefSeq lists its product as uncharacterized. The record is from RefSeq and is a predicted model, not a curated record. The transcript has a single exon. Bases 1 to 744 code for a protein of 247 amino acids. NCBI's taxonomy places the organism in Eukaryota, Fungi, Basidiomycota, Agaricomycetes, Gloeophyllales, Gloeophyllaceae.